GUGUCAAGCGACUUAUAGGCAUCGGAGAUCGAGGAAAAUUAUGGAUCAACUUCGAUUACAUUCGCAACAAUUAAGACGAAAGACAAGUUACGUGAUGUGACGACCCAAAAUUCUUUGAAUCUUAAGCUAAACGAUUGCAUUGUUUUUUUGGGUUCAUGUAAUGCCUUCGGGCAGACGUGGAAAAAAAAUUUUAGGACGUUUUAGUUCCCUGAAGCGCUCUGUUAGGUCAAGUCCAACGAAUCAAAAUGAGACGUUACAGAUCGGAGUCUCUUAGUCUAGAGUGGUCCUUGUCUGAUUGCCUAAUAAACAGGUCCACAUUUUUGUCCAGUAGUAACCUACUCGUUCUCAUUUGCAAAUGUCGGCCUGCCAUUGUUAAUACUCGUUAAUACUUCUGCUGAGUGACGCUAUAUCAGUUCCCGCCUUUCAAUGAGGGAGUGAAGCAUUUCUUUCGACAAUAAUGUGGAAAAGAACUACAACUUAUUUGCAGCUACAGUUUACCUUGGUGUGUUGGUUAGCCGCGAUUGCCGAAGGAAAGUUUGAUAGCUCAGCAAUUACCAGAGAAUCGCCAAAAUUGCAACUGCUUCCCCGUCCUUUGUUAGAUGAAUCAAAAGUCUAUCACAGCAACAGAUGGAGAUUUCAUGUGCGUCCAAAAUCACCCAAAUUAUUUCUUCCUCCGAAUGGCCAUCUGAUCACCAAGCGCUCGAGAAGUCUAAGAGAAGCCGAGGAUAUCUCAUCACCUAUACGAGAAUCAAUGACUUCGGAGGAUGCCGACACAUUUGUGAAGAAUAAUGACGAAUUUCACUUAACUUCAGAAAUGGUAGGAGGAGGAGGACUGCAAUUAUUUGGUGUUACAAAUUCGUUCGUGAAUCCUGGAGCCCUGCUAUCUUCAACCAUCGAAAAUGGAUUAAAACAACUGUCAGAAGCUGCAAAUUCUCUUAGUAAUAAAACAUCGGUCGUUGUUCAGCCAUCUCCUGCCACAACAAACGGAUCACUUGCCCAGUUUUUUGGGAUUGCUAGUGGAAACUUAGAAGAACAACGUAAUAUUAUAACCAACCCUAUUAAAAAAGAAUAUCCAUCCAUCACAAAUGGCACGCUCGCACAGUUUUUUGGAAUUGCGAACAUAUAUGUUGGUGAUGAACCCAAAAAAUCAACCAUCAGUCAACCAUCAGAUUGCUCCGAAUGUCCAUUUAUCAAUUAUAUCGGAUGCCUGGCACCACCAGAAGAGAAACAGCACGCAAUUCUGACUGUUACAGUAACAGCAUGCGAGACUCUUUCUUCCCUCGGUGCAUGUUCAGCGGCUUCUUCAGCACCGAGUGGCACCCUUUUCGUCUCGUACCCGUUUGGCAGCAGUAGCAGUAGAAGGAGUUUCAUACAAUAUCUGCAAAGAAAGAAGAAAAAGAAGAAACCAUCGUCAUUGGCUACGACUGGAUCUGCAGUUGUCGGAAUUGUGGCUACACCUCCGAACACAAAAGUCAGUGUGACUUGUCCCAAUAUUCCUUCCGGCAUUACUGUUACAACGCAAAAUGGCCCGGUGUUACCAUAUAGACCUAGAGAGGAAACAGGAUUCAUUCAACUUCUAGUUUCCGGAACAGCAUCGCCGGCUAACGUUGCAGUUGCUUGUGUGUGGACGUCAAGUCCAUAAAAGUAUUUUAUAACUAAUUUUGUCGUGGGUUCAAUUACCUUUCAUGGUUGUACCUAUACGGGGGUGGACCGGGGUGGACUGCUGCAGAUUGCAUUUUCUCUGUCGUUACCUGCUUAAUCCUCUUUCAAGGGCAAAGAGAAAAGUUUUUUAAAGAUGAAAACUACCCCUUAACCCCCUCCUCCCACCCUUUUCUUAGCUUAGCGCGUAAAAACACUUUUCUAACUGUGUUUGGCUUUCCUCCAACUAUUGAAAUCAUUUUGUCACUCUCAAUCAACUGAGCUACCAACGAAAGUACUUGAUCGCUUGUUAACAAGCAAUGGGCAUGAUAUGUAAUGGUUAAUGGCCCAUACAGUUCUGAUAGAAUUUCUAUUUGACUAUAGCAUUACAUCUGACUAUUCCGUAA
Daphnia pulicaria is the source of this 2045-nucleotide messenger RNA. RefSeq lists its product as uncharacterized. The record is from RefSeq and is a predicted model, not a curated record. Bases 458 to 1642 code for a protein of 394 amino acids. Lineage: Eukaryota; Metazoa; Arthropoda; Branchiopoda; Diplostraca; Daphniidae. The transcript has 5 exons.